Molecule: messenger RNA, 1859 nt
Organism: Coregonus clupeaformis (lake whitefish)
Lineage: Eukaryota; Metazoa; Chordata; Actinopteri; Salmoniformes; Salmonidae
Product: testis-expressed protein 264 homolog
Exons: 4
Coding region: 364-1314 (316 amino acids)
Biological process (GO): protein-DNA covalent cross-linking repair; reticulophagy
Cellular component (GO): nucleus; endoplasmic reticulum membrane; replication fork
Source: RefSeq, a predicted model, not a curated record
UUCUGGUUUAUAAACGUCGGUAGCAACAAUUUAUAUGACUGAUAUAUUGAAUAGCAAUGGUCAUGGAAAACAACGAUACACCACUUUCGUCUCCACAGAUGUGCAUCCCAGGAAGUUGUUUUCAACUGGUCUUUGUUGUUUAGGGAAAUUAAUCUGGAUUUGAACGGACCCGUUGUUCAUGGCGUUAUGUGAGCGUUAUUAUCAAGUUAACGGACGUUUUAACUGUGAAAGUAGUUGUGGCUUUAGUUGGCUUUCAAGCCAGCUAGUUAGCUACCAACAUAAAUCAAUUCCCGACUGUGUUUUAGUAAAUCGCAAAGGCUGAAAAGGUUUCAACAACCAAAGCUACGUUGUAGGACAUACAUCAUGUCAGAAUGGUUAAUUUUGUGUUUAAUUUUCGUCUUGUUGAGUUUUGUGACAAUUGUAGUGUACGUUCUGUACUCGGGACUGUUGUCAGAAAUACACAUCCGGACUGGUUCUCCUCCAAUCAAGAACAUCACAAUCGCCUACAAGUUCAAACAGGGACCAUAUAAAGAUUGUGGACAACUUUUUACUGAGAGUUGCAGCAUUGGACCCAAUCUGUCUAGAAUUGGAGUGUUCUACGAUGAUCCUAAAAAGGUGAUAGGAGAGAAGUGUCGCUGUGCGGUGGGCAGUAUCCUGAGUGAGGGCGAUACUAGGCCUAGUGAGGAGCUCCAACAGCUCUAUGAGAAGUUUGGUUUCCGGGUCUUCAGCUUCCCAGAGGUCACUCACGUGGUCAGCGCCUCCUUUCCCCACAGGACGCCCCUGUCAAUCUUCUUCGGAGUGCAGAGAGUCUACCCCCAGCUGGACAGCUACAUCAAGGAGAGGAAGUUGUGUGCCCACCCAUUCCUGGAGAUCUACAGAGAUGAUCUGAUCCACUACAUGAGUCCUCUGGCUCGUCAGGGUGAUUUCUACGUACCAGAGGUCCGCCAGGACCCGGACAGGAGGCUGCUGGGAGAUGAUGACUCUGAGGAGGACAGGGGGACCAACAUCACAGGUGCGGACUCCAACAGUGAGUGCAGUUCAGGGAGUGGUGUUCUCCUGUCAGACAGCAGAGAGACCUCCCUAGCACCAUCCAGCGUCUCCUCCCUGCUCCGACACGACAGAGGAGGAACAGGAGGAGGUGAAGACCGCAGCGACAGGAGCACCAGCUCCUCCUCCUUUGAGGAGUUGGACAUGGAACUCCCUGAUGGACAGGAGGAGGAGGCGGGGACAGAGCAAGCCAGCGACGCCCCCUGCAACAAGCACCUAAAGACGACCACAGAGGAGAGGGGGGUUAAAGCCGGGGGGGAGGAGUGAGGGGAUGAAGUGGGGGAGAAGAAGAAGAGGAGGUUGGGGGAGGAGGAGAGAAUUCUAAUGUGCAGUUUUCUAUGGCUCUUUCUCAAUGAGUUUUUCCUUGAUUCCCCCCAUUGUGGACCUUCUCCUCCAAUAUGGUUGAGGUGAGGAAAUAGGAUGCAGGGAAUCACAGAAAGACUUAUUGAGAUAGCGCCAUAGUGUGUUCCUAUAAGUAUAGUUUUUUUUAUUCCCAAACCUAUUUUGAGGUGAUGACUCAGUCUGAUGAGUGUGUUGUGUUGAGCUGUUGGUCAGGCAGAGUACCAAAGGGAAAAUGGUCUCCUUCUUUCUGUCCUGCUGUUGGUUGCUGACAGAAAUAGCCUACUUGAAAUAAACAAUUAUCAGAAAUACGUCAGGUAACCUGAGUUUCUUGAAGUUUUUAAGUAUUUCGUUGAUAUAAAUAGCAAAAUGAUGCAUGGUGAAUAAGUGUGUUUGGAUGCGUUUUAGAUUUUUUAAAACUUGAUUGUUAUGUUUUUACUAUUAAAAUGAUGAUUAUCAUCCCUUGUGACUUA